This is a messenger RNA of Musca vetustissima, 1674 nucleotides long. RefSeq names its product glycerol-3-phosphate acyltransferase 3 (gene Gpat4). The transcript has 7 exons. Gene Ontology annotation, biological process: triglyceride biosynthetic process. The record is from RefSeq and is a predicted model, not a curated record. Gene Ontology annotation, molecular function: glycerol-3-phosphate O-acyltransferase activity. Gene Ontology annotation, cellular component: endoplasmic reticulum. NCBI's taxonomy places the organism in Eukaryota, Metazoa, Arthropoda, Insecta, Diptera, Muscidae. Bases 1 to 1674 code for a protein of 557 amino acids.
AUGUUUGAUUUUCCGGGUAAUAUCCCAUCGAUUAUUGACAUUUUCUGGAUAACGACUUCAGUUUUCAUUCUAUUCCUAAUACUGUUGUCCGCAAUCAACAAGUCAAUUGGAGUGCGAAGAUCCUAUGUUAAGUUGCUGCUCAGGAUUUUUGAGUACGGACGUGUCAGCAUUGAGAUAGCUCAUAAAGAGCGCCAUGCAACAAUAACCGAAGCGAACGCAGCGCAUACUAUUGCUAAUCCCACUAAGGAGAAUGACAAAUUGUGUCCAGUUGAUGCGACCAAUGAAAUAUCCAACGAUGCUAAUAAUACCAAUGGGAAUACACUUAUCAAUCGUGACAACGUAUUAUUGCCCACACCUAACGAACCAAAUUUCAAUAAAGAAAAGCUGACGGAGACGAUAAAAGAUGAAAAAAUUAGCUUCCACUUCGAAGAAUGUUUGGAUUACAUAAAAGCUGGCGUUGAAGCUAUUAUCGAAGAUGAAGUUACGUCACGUUUUGAAGCUGAGCAAUUAAAAAGUUGGAAUUUAUUGACGCGUACAAAUCGUCAGUAUGAGUUCAUUAAUUGGAAAAUUACUCUCAUAUGGGUGCUUGGAUUUGCGGUUCGAUACACCAUUCUUAUGCCCCUGCGAGUUUUGGUCUGCUUUAUCGGUGUGGUCUUUGCUGUAUGUUCCAACAGUUUAGUGGCUUUGAUUCCAAUAAAAAUGAUACGCCACUUCUGUGCGGACAUUGCCUUUAAGGUCACUUUUCGAAUUAUUUGCCUAUCUUUAUCGGCCGUUAUAAAUUUCUAUAAUGUGCAGUACAAACCAAAAUCCGUAGGAUUUUGUGUGGCAAAUCAUACCUCACCACUCGAUGUGGCCAUAUUAUCAACAGAUUGUACUUUUUCACUGGUUGUAUGGCUUACUAUAUGUACAGCGAUUGUGGGAUACAUGCCAGAAGGUGAUCGUAAACGUCAACUGGUUAAUCGUAUUUUACGACAUUGCUUCUCUGUAUUGUCCAGUGCUAUAUCUGCAGUAAUUAACUAUCACAAUGAAGAAAAUCGUCCAACGACGGGGAUUUGUGUAGCCAAUCACACAAGUCCCAUUGAUGUGCUAGUGUUAAUGUGUGACACGACUUAUUCCUUGAUUGGACAGCGUCAUGGUGGUUUCCUAGGUAUUCUCCAAAGAGCUUUAGCCCGAGCAUCUCCACAUAUUUGGUUCGAGAGGGGAGAGGCCAAAGAUCGCCACGCUGUUGCUGAAAGACUCAAGCAACACGUAUCUGAUCCCAGCAACCCACCUAUAUUAAUAUUCCCUGAGGGAACUUGUAUCAACAACACUUCCGUAAUGCAAUUUAAAAAAGGCAGCUUCGAAGUUGGUGGCGUCAUAUAUCCAGUAGCUAUAAAAUACGAUCCACGUUUUGGCGAUGCUUUUUGGAACAGUUCCAAAUAUUCUAUGUUGCAAUACUUAUACAUGAUGAUGACAUCCUGGGCAAUUGUCUGCGACGUUUGGUACUUGCCUCCUAUGUAUAGGCAGCAGGGCGAAUCUGCAAUCGAUUUUGCUAACCGUGUGAAAAGCGUUAUUGCAAAGCAAGGUGGGCUUGUUGAUUUAGUGUGGGAUGGUCAACUAAAGCGCAUGAAGCCGAAGAAGGAGUGGAAGGAAAUGCAACAAGUUGAAUUUAUAAAACGUCUUAAAGGAGAUUAA